This is a messenger RNA of Ruditapes philippinarum (Manila clam), 9924 nucleotides long. Its product is annotated as transmembrane protein 132E-like. NCBI's taxonomy places the organism in Eukaryota, Metazoa, Mollusca, Bivalvia, Venerida, Veneridae. The record is from RefSeq and is a predicted model, not a curated record. The coding region runs from base 137 to 3322 and encodes 1061 amino acids. The transcript is spliced from 10 exons.
AUAUGUAAGGCGGAUUUAUCUUACCAUAAUAGAAUGAUGGUGGAUUCUGAGAGAAGCAAGUGAGGAUUAAAAUUACAAAUUUACGGCGGAAGUAAAUGGGGUUUGUUUGUGAUUUUAAAUAAAUGGAUAACUUUUGAUGAUAAAGAAUGGACUGACAAUAUCCAACAUGCCGAAAAAACGACGAUUGGAUCCGUUUCUUCUAUGGAUUUACUUACUUUUCGGGAAUGUGGUACAAGGAGUUGACAUUUCACUAGAGCAUCCAAAUGAUGGGUUUAUAUUGAGGGAGGUUUAUAAUAAAAAUGCUGUUCAGGAUCCGAAUUUAGCAUCUAAAACAUUCAUAGUGAACCAGCCAUCAGAUUUAUAUAAAAUUAAGGCCGAGUAUGGGCCGUAUGAAUCUCAUCAAACUCUCUCCAGAGGGCUUUUAGACGCUGCAUAUUCAAGGAGUAGGAAAAACAAUUCAUUACUUCAUAGAAGUGUAGCCUUUAAUUUAGAUGUAAGUGCACACAUAGUGUCAAAAGAUAUUUCUCCAAAAAUUCCAAAAUUGCAAGUGUUAGUGCAUGCUACGCCUUUUCUAAAGGCGACAGACACGGAAAACCAGCGAUGGUGUGCGCAGGUUUUCGUCGAAGCAAAGGAUGUGGAAUUAUCGUCAGUUUGUAUAAUUAAUGAACGAGACCAUGUUUGUGUAGCAAGUUUGGAUUUACAUAAAGAAUGGUGGACUGAAAAUUCGACAAGUGUGAAAGUUAGUUAUUCUUUUAACAGAAUUGAUCAGAACGAUCAAUGUGCCAGUGCAUCUAAUGUUAUUAUUCCAGGGCGUUCUUUAUUAAACCAUACCGAGAGUGGAAUUUUUAAACAGGAGAUAACUACGUUACAUUUAACAAAAAAUAAAGAAUCUUUUGAUGAAUGGAAAGAUCAGGACAUUCUUAUAGACGUUCCUCGGGAGAUGUUCCAUCAGUCCGAUACGUUUGAAAUUCCGAUACGCCUUGAGAAAAACUCCGAUCUACAAAUAUUUGUUAUGAGGGCUCGCGUAAGGCAAGGUUUACGUAUUACUGGCGCCAGAAUGUUGGACCCUUCUAGUCAGUGGAGUAUACAAGUUGAUAUUAAAGAGCACCAGAAAACUGGAACUGUGACAGCCUUCGUUAGAGAUGCUAAAAUAUACAGGAAAUCUAUGAAAGUACAAGAAUUAUUCCGAUGGCAGAUGGAGGUAGCCGAGGAUACGUAUGACUCUCGUGAUCGCGGCCGUGUUGUCUGGAGUAUCGAGUACCAGCAAAAUGGUAUGACCAGCGAGCGAUACUUGUCCGAAGAUUCAAAGAUCAUCUCUCAGAUCAACAUCCGGAGUAAAGAUCAUCAGAGGCUGGUUCCUGUAUUAAAGGUUACAGAGAUCGUGAAUGCUGCCAUACUGACAGGCUGGGAACAAGUUUAUCCAUUACAGAUUUAUGCCAUAGAUGACACAGACAAACUGACAGACGUUACCAAGGAUACGAAAUGUCACUCGGUAGAAGUUGAUGUUCUCAAGGUGGCCAGUGACUGUACAUCAGUGUUUGUUGAUGGUGCUGAGAGCCGGGGUUCUCACAAUGUCACUAUUAUUGCCAAGAACGGACAGACAACGGCAUUUAUUGAUGUCACUGUCUGGGUGCCAGAAGAACGACUUGAUAUACAGCUGUCUGACACGAAACUUAGUCGAGUAAAAAAUUGGAGGGUGCCAGGACAUGAUCUGAAAAGGACAAAAAGGGCAAGUGACCCCUUUGUCAAAUCCUACCUGGACAAGGGAGAUUCUUCAAAGGGAAGGAAGUGCGAGUUACUACGGCAACAAUCUCUCAUGGAGGUAUAUGCUAGGUUUUACAUCCAAACACCGAAAUCCACCGACUUCUUUAUGGGUCCGGGCACAUACCUUAAGAUCACCGAUCUUGUGAAGGGUCGACUACGUAUGUCUGAUACCCGUAUAGCCAAGCUUGCAGACAAUGUUAUCAAAGGUGUGGAUGAGGGAUGUACGGAGAUACAGCUUUUAUCACCAAGGAACGGUCAUGUUCUGGCAAUGAGAGAGAUCUGUGUAUCACAUGACAAGGUGUCCAUCAAACAGCUGAAUUUAAAACUUGUCACGGGUAUGACCAUGUUUGUUGAGCCAAGUCGUGACACAGAGGGCGCUCUGGUGGCUAAAGCCGUCAUUGAUGGUCAAUUCCUUGGUAAAAAUCAUGAAGGUAUUGUAGAUGUUGAAGUAGUCUUUUCUGAUAUGACAACAGUACCUCUACGAAAAAUUGCACCGGAGGACUACUUUCUACAAGUUAUAGCUGCUGAUCAUAAUAUUGUGGGCGUGGCUGUUGGAGUAACUCCGCCUUACCAACCUCAUGUUGUAGCAAAUGGUGAGGGUGGAGGGGAAUUGCUUACUGUAAUAUUAAGACUAUCAGAACCCUGUGAACGGAAGAAAACUCGACCGUUAAUCACCACUUCCAUGUUUAUCAACGUAGAUUUUUCGCAAGAGCGUAAGGUUUAUGAUGAUAACAGAUACCAGAUGGAUGCACAUUACGAUACGAACCGCGCCAGCGAUAGAUGGGAGGGCUCGUAUCCAAAAGCUCCGGUCUAUACAAUAAACUCUGACGCUGAUGAAAAACCAACAAGAGAUUCCAAAUUUGCAUCAAACAAGUUGAAAAACCGGGACGAAGAGGGCUUACACGUGUUAGCGAUCAAUGACGAUAUUGCCGACUAUGCCAAAGGGGAUUCCGAAGCUAAGCAAGAACCGUUACGUACUAAAACCCUACAAGAUGGUCUUACUCCACUAGAGAUCGGAAUGUACGUACUCCUCGCAGUGUUCUGUGUUGCAAUGACCGUGUUUAUGGUAAAUUGUGUGGUGUUCUUUGUCCGAUACAAGCGAAAACAGAAACCGAUGAAAGCCGGAAGUACCGAAGCAAUAAAGAAUGCAAAUGACUGGGUUUGGAUCGGACGUGCAACUUUAGAGAGAAAUUCUGUUUAUACUCGCUCUUCUCGAACACUGAUGCCGGAAGAAGACUUUAAUGGUAACGUGAAUUCCACGAGACCGUUAAGUGUCGGAAGUAACAGUAGUAGUGGUAGUAGUCAAGCUUCAACUAGUGGCAUUUCCUCAAAUCCUUCAAAUAGCAACAGAAAUAGUGUGGUUUCCACGUACAAAGGGUCAGAAUGUAGUAUAAGAAUUACGACAAACCCGUUAACAGAAGAGGGUGCGAUGGGUGGCGUGCCGGAAGAAACGGUGUCGGAAUGUGGCGGUGUCCCACAAUGGGACUAUGAGGCAAUGGGUAUGAAUUACGAUCAACUCCUUGCGUACUUUGACAAUCUAAAGGAGUCGACGGCAUAACAUUCGGAGAGAAAUUUGACUCUCUUUUUCUAUUUUGUGAAAAUGUGCAACAGAGAAUGGCAAGUUUAUACACUCUUUGAAAGAGAUGGUGUUUAAAAAAAAAAAAUUGUGAUUUUUUUUUUUUCAGAGUAAGAUUUUGUAUUCAGAAGAUAAAGAACUUGUGUAUUGACUGUGCAGUUGGUAUUUAUAACCAGGAAAGACAGGCAAUUUUAGUGCGGACUAUGUGCUUCGUAAAACAACUGCAUAAAUGUGCAUCACCAGUUAGGAUUAUUGACAUUAUUCUGUUGUUAAUGAACCUAUUGUAUAUAUUUUCCAGAAUGUUUUGGGUAUUUAAAAGUCCUUGUUGGUAAUUUAAGUGACUGGUUCACAUUAUUGUACUUCAUUUAAUUGCUUUCGGCUAAUCAGUCUGCAUUUUCAUCUGAGAAUAAUUUUGCAAUUAUGCAAGAUCAGAGACAUAGUUCUUCCUACAUUAGAUUGUUCCUUUUUAUAAGGAUCUCAAAAUUGAAACAGCUUAUUUUAGUCUAUGUUUUGUAAGUCAGGAUUUUGUUGCCAGUAUGUUAUGUUCAGUUGUCAUAUAAUGUUUAUUAGAUUCCUAAAUGUUCAUUGGCUUCCUCAGUGUUCAUUGGAUUCCUUAGUUUUCACUGGAUUCCUCAAUUUUCAUUGGAUUCCUAAAUGUUCAUUGGAUUCCUUAAUGUUCAUUGGAUUCCUCAAUGUUCAUUGGAUUCCUCAAUGUUCAUUGGAUUCCUCAAUAUUCAUUGGAUUCCUCAAUUUUCAUUGGAUUCCACAAUGUUCAUUGGAUAUCCUAUAUUCAUUGGAUUCGUAAAUUUUCAUUGGAUUCCUCAAUAUUCAUUGGAUAUCCAAUGUUCAUUGGAUUCUUUUAUGUUCAUUGGAAUCCUUAAUGUCAUAUGUUCAGUCACUUCAGUUUUUUGGGCAUUUUAGUUUUACUGUAUAGGUGCUAUUUCCACUGAAAAGUUAAUAUGGAGCUUUGUAUGCUAAAGGAGAAAAUAUCAUCACAUACAUGUGUGUACAUGUAAAUUAUAGUCAUUGAUAACUUAGUACUUACCCAUCUGUAUAACAUACAUAAAUGGGAGUUGAAGAUUUUAAGUCCAUGUAUUUUCCAAAUUCAAGUUAUGGAUUAAAAUCCCUAAAUUGGUUCUAGACUGUAUGAUAACCAUUUGAUGCAUAGAUUUGAUCAUGUGAUGCAAAGAUUUGAUCAUGUGAUGCAAAGAUUGAUCAUGUGAUGCAUAAAUUUGAUCAUGUGAUGCAUAGAUUUGAUCAUGUGAUGCAAAGAUUUGAUCAUGUGAUGCAUAAAUUUGAUCAUGUGAUGCAUAGAUUUGAUCAUGUGAUGCAAAGAUUUGAUCAUGUGAUGCAUAGAUUUGAUCAUGUGAUGCAUAGAUUUGAUCAUGUGAUGCAAAGAUUUGAUCAUGUGAUGCAUAGAUUUGAUCAUGUGAUGCAUAUAUUUGAUCAUGUGAUGCAUAGAUACAAAGCUGCAUAUUGAAUAAAAAAGAGAACAAAUCUUGUUUUAACAUUUUGCGAUUGUCUACUCCAGAAUGAUGUUUAACCUCAGUGGUCAUUUUGUUUAAGUCUCAGACUAUACAUUACUUCCCCCUCAGGGUUCUAGGUUGGAAUCCGUUCCAGGGACAUUCAAUUCUUCCAUGUCAGGAAGAUAUCCUGCUACCUUGGCAAUGUAUUCAGGUUCUACACAGGGGCUCGAACCUGUGUGAGAUAAUACAUGAUGAUAUCCUCGGUUUGUUCGAUAAUUUUUCUUGGAGUCUAGCCCGAAAGUCACCAUAUAACAUACAUAAACUGUGUCAGGGUGGCUGAAAACACACAAAAAACAUAUGCAUAAUAUUUAUUUUAUAGGAAAUAUUGCAAAGCGAAAAUUGAAAUUUAAAAAAAAAAUAUUUUUUUUUUAAUAUGUGACUGAAUUUGGUGAUUUUAAUACCACGGAUAUUCUUACAAUAGUUAUAUUUUCAAUAAAGCACAAUAGUGUCCAUGUUGUUCUUCUACAUUAUAAAAUUUUUCUAAAUGUACACAAAAAACAUUUUCAUGUUUAGAAUCUCAUUGCUGUGUUGUCACAGUUUUUUUUAGUGGAAAGAUAACUCUGCAUAAAGAAAAUAAGAGUUACUUCCCAUGGAACCAAACAGCUAUUUUUAGAUUAACAAAAUCGUAAUGUUUAAUAUAGUAACUGGUGCAGAUGCAAUGUAAUUAUUUUGAAUUGCGCAAUUUUUUAGUCAAACAGCACUUUACUCAAAAGUAUAAUUAAUAUGAUCAAAAUAUUUAUGUAUUAUUAUUAUAAUUAUACAAAAUUCCUUUUUUUUUAUUGCAAAUUAAAAAUUGAAAAAUUUAAAUAUAGAUAUGAAGAUUUUUAAAGGAGAUUUUUUUCUCUUGUUUUUUUUUUCUUUUUUGUAAAUUUAUGUAUAUUUGUUAUUUAUAAUAUUUUGUUAGAGACUGUAAGUGAUUUAUAUUUUGUAAAUAGUUUAUAUUUUAUUGUAAAUAUUCGCACCCCUUCUCACUUGGGGGUUUUUACCGCAAAACUAUGGUUUUAUAUAUAUCUGUUUUUUUCUGACAAUGGCUUUAGUUUUGUUGUCGGAACCCCAUAAUCUUGUUGUCAGCUAAUUGUGCUACCUACCUAUACAUGUAUAAAAAUGUUUGUCAGUUAAUUUGUUAAUGUCUUUGCUGUUUUGUUUGUGCGUUGUUUCUUUUUGUUUCUUCAUUUUUUGAAACUCAUGGAAUACCUGUUUUAUCAAAUAAUAUAGAUCAUUCUCUUUUUAUGGGUUUCAGGGAAGUUGGUUGCAUUUGAAGGGAUGGGGGUAGGGGGAGGGGUUAUCUGGGGUUUUCAAGGGGAUUUUGUUUAAUAUAUUUAGGGAGGUUAGAGUUGCAGCUGUGAUGUUUAGCAAAUUUUUGGUAGGAAAGUUUAUGUUAAUACACUAGUACUAGGUCAAUUACCAUGUAAAUGAAUGGUCUUAGUUAUAAGUAAUGGACUGAAUAGGACUGAAAUAUCUCUGUAGAUAACAGGGAAAAAACUAUAUUUAUAUGAAUUAUUGUCAGUUGGAAGAUGGUCUAAAAUAAAAUAAAAAAAUAUUUAAUAAUAACUAUACAGAUAAAAGAAAAAUGUGAACAAAUUUUCUUAACACUUCAAAUUAGCAGCAGCUGUAAAUUUUUGUCAAGAACAGGUUAUUUAAAACAUGGUCUGACUUUAAUAACAUCUGAUUUGAGUUCUGAACUGGAAAAAUAUACAUGCCAACCUUGGCAAAAGAUUAUUCUCAAAACAAUUUUUUUGGCAACACUUCUUUUUAAAAAGUAUCCCUUAUGUCAUAUUAUGUAUACCUAGACUGCUUAUUAAAAAGGGGUAGUUAGCUUCUCUGUGAAUCUCAUACCAUACAUGUAUAUUCAAGGAUCUGAGUGUUACCAUGACAACCUUCUUAACCUUUGACCUCUAGGAACGGAAAAGGGAGUAGCCUAUGCCACCAGUAUAGAGUCAAGUCGGCCUGCACAAACAUGCUGUCUGGCAUGAGGCUCUUACUUUUGGUAGCAAUAUUUUUUUGCAUUUUGAUGUUGCUAUCCCUUUAAUUAUAAUGGACUGUUCCAAAUUCAGAAAAGGGCAAAUACAUUUUACAAAUUGAGGGAGGUUAAAGGUUAAUAAUCUUGAUUAUUUGAUUAGAUAUCAAGAGAUAUGUAAUAAUUGUUUGUGUGAAAAUGUUUGAAAUAAAAUAUGUUUAAACUAAGAGAUCUGAGAUGUAGCUAUACUGGUACAAAUACAGUUUUGAAUUUGAAUGUUAUGCUGGUAAAUUAUAGACAAUGUUCCAAAAUGGAUUUAUAAUAGCAUGUGAAAAAGGUAUUACAUGAAAAUGCAAGGUUAGUAAUAAUUUUUUUCGAGAUCUGUUUUGGAAAAAAAGGGAUUGAAUUGUUAUAUGUUAACUAGCCCACCCACCCUAUCUUUUGUUGUUGCAGAUAUUUUUAUUACUUGUGUUUGCCGCAUUUAUCUUUUUAUCUAGAAAAGACAUUCUAUGGAAUUGAAUUAAGAUUAUUUUAUUUAGGUUUUUCAAGGUAAUCAGGGGGUGCAAAUAAACUUUUAGAAUUACAACUGUGAAAAUAUGUGCAACAGGUUGACUUAUCUAUUGUUUUUUGUUAUGCACCAUGGCGUUAUAACGGUAAAAGUUUUUUUGUACCCAUGGAUUAGCUUGGAAAAAACCAACAUUUGUCGAGUUCCCUAUAACAUCUAUAUACAGCUAUAUCGGUCUUAUAUUAUUGUUACAAAUUGACAGCGCACAUAGGUAUUGAAUGCUUAUAUAAUGUAUACAUGUCCCUUUCUACAUCAUGUUGUUGUUGUUGUUUUCUUUGUCACAAAAUCAUGCAAAACGUGCUUUUAAAGAAGAACACAGAGCUUGUGACUUUGUGCAUAUUAGUGGCUAUGUGUUAUUGAUUAUAAGCCUGGUUGUGAACUUUCUUUGUUUAUGUUUUUAUUUUAUGUUUUAAAUCUUGCCAAUUUUUUUCAUUUUUUGUUCUGUUAUUUGCUAAGCAAAAUGCCAUUUUUAUGUAUAUAAUUAGAUACAAAACCUUUAACUUUGGGUUAAGUCCAAGAAAUCUUCAGGCCCUCUGAUUCAAGCUUAAUUCAUUUCUUACUUUUCUCCUAUAUGUCAUUUCCUAUGCUUUUCUCUAGCUUUUCUUUAAUUUUUACACUUUUGUGUUUUUUCUUUUGUGUAAUUUCUUUUUUCAUCAAGUUUGUAGAAUUUUCCAUAUAAAGAAAUGUUUUACUUUCUGGUAUAUUAGUUACGGGUUUUACACCCUGAUCUGAACAGUGAAUUUCAAUACUGCAAUAGCAAAAAAUAGUUUGAUGAAAUGCAACUGUAUAUUACCUUGUCAACCGUUGAUUGCCAUGAAUUAAAAUACAUGAUUAAUUUCUGAGUUCGACUUUUGUAUGCUUUGUUUUUGUUAUAAUUUAUUGAAUUAUGGCAUUUACUAGGAAAAAUCAUUAUCUGCAAAAUUAUUUAUCAUAAUUAGAAUUAUUGAAGUCUUAAACAAAUGAAAUUUUAUUGAAACUUACAAAUUUUCUUCAUAGGCAACAGAAUGAUUUUAUAAGUUUGUAAAAAUUUAAUUAUAUUAAUGUAUAAACUAUUUAAUACCUCUUUAAUGCGUACUUGCCUUAUUUUAAGUGAUAUUGUUGCACUGUUCUUAUUGUUGACAUCUCUUGUUUUCAUUUUCAUCAACUUUCUCUUCUAUUUGUUGCCAAUCAUAUAUGGAUUACAACUAUUUAUAUAAGAUGAUUCAAGUUACAUAUAACCUGACAAGUUAUCUUUCAUAAGUGAAUACAUAUAACUUUGCUUGUUAUCUUAAAAAUAAUUGAAUACAUAUAACUUGACAUGUUAUCUUUAAAAUAAGUGAAUGCAUAUAACUUGACAUGUUAUCUUUAAAAAGUGAAUACAUAUAACUUGACAUGUUAUCUUUAAACAGCAAAUACAUAUAACUUGACAUGUCUUUAAAAAAGCAAAUACAUAUAACUUAACAUGUUAUCUUUCAGAAGAGAAAACAUAUAACUUGACAGGUUAUCUUAAAAAAGCAAAUACAUAUAACUUGACAUGUUAUACAUAUAACUUGAAAAAGCAAAUACAUAUAACUUGGCAUGUUAUCUUUCAAAUAAGAGAAUACAUACAAUUUGACAAGUUAAAUGAUUGUUUUGUUGACUUUUCUAUUGUCUGUUCUAAUUUAUGUCGAUUAAUUGCAAUAUUUUCAGCAAAUGUUUCUGCUUUUAUAUUAUAAAAUUUUUAAUUUUUUCCUGACAAGUAAUUGAACCAUUUUGAAACUGUAGUAUGAGGAAUGUUUAUAUAAUUCACGUUGUAGUAAACACAUGUGUUCAUGUGUAGUAAAUACAUUAUGUGUUCAUGUGUACUCAAUGCAAGUUUUGUCACAUUUUUUAUAUCAUUUUAAGAAUCAAAUGUCAUUUAAAGUAUCACAGUCAUAGCAUUAUGAACUUGAAGAUCAAAUUAAUUUGAUUGAGGCAACAAUUUAAUGUCAUAUGGUUUAGUAUUUAAAUUGAAUAGAUAUGUAUAUGUAACAUUAAUUAAUAUAUUUUAAAAUACCAAAAAAGUAACAACAAUGUUAGAGUAAACAUGGAAAAAUUUUAUAUUUACUGCGCUAUCAUGGAAUAUUCAUUGAUAUCGUUUUGCAAACAUUUUUAGGACAGGUUCACUUCCUGUUUACGUAACACGUUUAGAAGUGACAUCAGAUUCAUUUCCUAUUACUAUAUUAAGCCUCUCUGCGAAGUUGAUACACGUACUUAAUGACCUGCUUUUAGCUAAAUCCAGUAAAUUCAUUUUCAUACAGUCAAACAUUUGCUUAAUAACUUGCAUUUUGGAUUUUAAACACUAAAUAUUUUAAGAAAUGAAAUAGUAUUAUUAUAUUGAAAUAAUGUCAUUUUCACUUUGAUAUUUUAUAACUGUCUGAUGGCAUUUUCUGUAUUUUAUGAUUGUCCCAGAUCUGAUCAUUGUUCUAGUAUAUAUGUAUACAUGUAGGCUAUAAGCUUUUUAUUCUAUAAAUACAAUGUACACUGAGUACUCUUGUCAUAUUUUAAGGCAUAAAUAAAUUGUUAUUUCAUAAUUUAA